Molecule: messenger RNA, 2069 nt
Organism: Helianthus annuus (common sunflower)
Lineage: Eukaryota; Viridiplantae; Streptophyta; Magnoliopsida; Asterales; Asteraceae
Product: zinc finger CCCH domain-containing protein 29
Exons: 1
Coding region: 67-1806 (579 amino acids)
Molecular function (GO): metal ion binding; protein binding
Source: RefSeq, a predicted model, not a curated record
AAUAUCCAUCAUUCCAUUCAUUCUCUUCAUCUUCACCUUCAACACAAUCCAACUUUCGACAACAAGAUGGGAGGAGAAAAUAUUCAACAGAAGAAAAUUAAGGUUGUUAUGAAAUGCUCAAAACUGCUCGAGUUAGCAGCUGCCGAUGAUGUUUCCUCGUUCGUGUCCGAGGUUGAACAACAUAAGAUGAAUGUUGAUGACGUCAGUUUUUGGUACGGAAGAAGAUUUUCAUCUAAACUCAAGAUGGGGUUUGCACACCGAACGCCGUUAAUGAUUGCGUCACUGUACGGUAGCAUACAAGUGGUAAAAUACUUAAUCAGUACCAAAAACGUUGACGUCAACAAAACCUCCGGUACUGACGGCGUUACCGCCCUCCACUGUGCCGCCGCCGGCGGGUCUCUAACGUCCGUUGAAGUCGGGAAGCUGUUAGUUAACGCCGGUGCUGACGUCAGCGUACAAGAUGCUGACGGGAGCAAACCCGGUGACGUCAUUGCUCGGGGGGUAAAAUCGUCUGUUAGAAAAGGUUUGGAGUUGAUGUUGAAAGGUUUUGUGUUGGAGGAAGCUGUGCCGGUGAAAAAGGAAUAUCCGGUUGAUGCAUCGUUACCGGAUAUUAAUAAUGAAUUGUACGGAUCUGAUGAGUUUCGGAUGUAUAUGUUUAAGGUUAAACCGUGUUCGAGAGCGUACACUCAUGAUUGGACUGAGUGCCCGUUUGUUCACCCGGGCGAGAACGCGCGUCGGCGUGAUGUUAACAAGUUUAAUUACAGUUGUGUCCCGUGCCCGGAGUUUCGGAAAGGAAGCUGCGUGCACGGAGACGCGUGUGAGUAUGCACACGGGGUGUUUGAGUCUUGGCUUCACCCGGCUCAAUACAAGACCCGGUUGUGUAAGGAUGAGACUGGUUGUGCGCGAAAAGUGUGUUUUUUCGCGCACAGGGUGGAUGAGUUGAGGCCUCUGUAUGCCUCAACUGGUUCUGCUAUUCCUUCACCAAAAUCAGGGUCUGGGUCUGUGAGUUCCAUUGAAUCGGGCUCGAUGAGCCCGAUUCAAAACUCCAGCCCGAUGGUUAUUGGUUCCACGCCACCCAUGUCACCGUCGGUUUCUCCGGUGAACGGGUGGCCAAACCAGAACAAGAUGAACCAGUCACCGCCGACGCUGCAGCUCUCUGGUAGCCGUUUGCGGACCGCUUUGAAUGCGCGAGACCUCGAGUUGCAAAGCUUAAGAGCUCAACACCAACAAAGACAACAAUUGAUUGAUGAUUUGACUGCCAAUAUUUACUCCAAUAAGUUCGGAGAAUUAACUCCUUCCAAUCUUGAUGAUAUUUUUGGCUCUUUUGAUCCAUCUUUAUUAUCAUCAUCAACCCAAUUACAAUCUCCAAGCGAUCUCCGCGGAAACUACUCGCCUUCCCCAAUGCGAAAACCCGCAAAUUUCGCUUUUGAUUCAUCCGCUGCGGUUGCUCAAGCAGUGAUCAAUUCAAGGUCCGGUGCAUUCUCAAAACAACGCAGUCAAAGCUUCAUUGACCGCGGUGCGGGGCCCGUAGGCGGACCAAUAUCGCAAUGGGGUUCGCCUGAUGGGAAACUGGAGUGGGGGUUUAAUGGAGAAGGGGCUAAUAAGUUUAGAAAGUCUGCAUCAUUUGGGUUGAGAAAUGGUUUGCCUGUGAGUGUUGGUCAUGAGCCAGAUGUUUCAUGGGUGAAUACAUUGGUUAAAGAUGUUUCAUCGGUUGGAGUUGGGUUGUAUAGUUCGUCGGAGAAACAAAGGUACGGCGGCGGUGGUGGUGGUGAGAAACUGCCGCAAUGGGUGGAGCAGUGUUUAUAGAGAGGAGUGGAUUGGUGGAAAAAAAGCAAAGCUAGCAUUUUGCCAACAUUUGGAAGUAGAUUUCUUCUUUUUUUAUUCUUUUGUUAUUUUUACAUUUGAGGUAAUUUUAUUCUUCGUAGUUUAUGUUAUAUAACAAAGCUAGCAUUUUGCCAACAUUCCUAGUUUAGUAGCAUAACUUUUAGCUCUCAACAAAGUGGUUACUAAAUUCUAAUGUAAUGAUAUAUAACAAAGAUCAACACGAUUUCUUUUUAAGAUACUACUAA